AUGGCAACGGAGGAUGAGGGCCUGGAGGACCUGGAGAACGCCGAGGAGGAGGGACAGGAGAACGUGGAAAUUCUGCCCUCGGGAGAGCGGCAGCAGGCAAACCAGAAGCGGAUCACGACCCCCUACAUGACCAAGUACGAGCGAGCCAGAGUCCUGGGCACUCGUGCUCUCCAGAUAGCGAUGUGUGCCCCUGUGAUGGUGGAGCUGGAAGGAGAGACAGACCCCUUGCUCAUUGCCAUGAAAGAACUCAAAGCACGCAAGAUCCCCAUAAUCAUCCGUCGUUACCUUCCAGAUGGGAGCUAUGAAGACUGGGGUGUGGAUGAGUUAAUUAUCACAGACUGAUCAGAUUCCAGCUGUUGCUUUUGUUUUUGUGUUUCCAGGGAUGUUUCUAAUUUUGGUUAGUGUUUGUGUAAAUAAAUUUUUAAUCUCCCUAUUUUAAAUUAAAUAUAUUUGGGUUUU
Messenger RNA from Cyanistes caeruleus (blue tit), 459 nucleotides. NCBI's taxonomy places the organism in Eukaryota, Metazoa, Chordata, Aves, Passeriformes, Paridae. The record is from RefSeq and is a predicted model, not a curated record.